GCCGCACCCCUCUCAAAAGUAAAAAAUUAUGAAAGAAGUAUGGAAGUGAUAAAGUAAUUAGAAAAAAAAAACUUUUCCGGAAAUGAUAAUUAAAACCUCUUUGUGAUUAAAUAAAAACAGUGUAUUGACUUGAAGUGAAUUUUAAAGUUUUUAUUGGACGGACAAGGGGAAAUGGAUGAGUGCAUGUUAAACGAUUUAUUAGAAUGUUCGGUAUGUUUAGAACGACUUGAUACAUCGAGUAAAGUGUUACCGUGCCAGCAUACAUUCUGUAAACGAUGUUUAGAAGAAAUCGUCACCACACACAAAGAAUUACGUUGUCCAGAAUGUCGUGUUUUGGUCGACAUCAAAAUCGACGAUUUACCACCGAAUGUUUUGUUAAUGCGUAUCUUAGAAGGUAUGCGAAAUGCAGCACCAAAAAAAGAUACACAGAGUACACAACAACAACAACAGCAUCAUCAGCGUACAAUUGUAUCCAGUUCAAAUGUUCGGAUACAACAAACGCAACAAAAUAUUUCACAACAUAUUCAAUCGCAAGCUGAUAAUAGAAAUUUUAUUCAACAGAAUAAGGGAACAAUAGUGCCUCAACAACAAGUGUUGCCUCAUCAACCGUAUGGACGAGCUUUGUAUGAUUAUGUUUCUACGGAAUCUGAUGAUUUGAGUUUUAAAAAAGGUGAUAUAAUUUUGCUUCGCAAACGUAUGGACAUGCAUUGGUAUUUGGGUGAAUGUAAUGGUAAACAUGGUUUAUUUCCAUCCGCAUUUGUCCAAGUCAUAAUACCAUUACCGUGCCAUAUACCUCAAUGUAAAGCAUUGUAUGAUUUUCGUAUGAGCGGUGAAGAUGAGGAAGGAUGUUUAGCCUUUAGUAAAGGAGCUGUUAUCAAUGUGAUCAGACGUGUUGAUGAAAAUUGGGCAGAAGGUCGUUUAAACGAUCGUGUUGGCAUAUUUCCAUUGGCAUUUGUUGAAUUAAAUGGUUUGGCACGAUCUUUAAUGAAAUUGUCAACUAACUCACAACCAGGACCAUCACGAGUAGCACCCCCGACUCCCACAAGUGAAGAUAGUACACCGUUAAUAUCUACAGAUUUAAAUAAUCACCACCAACAAGCUCCUAGUGGAGGUGGCACAGGAGCCGCUACAGCAAUUCGGCAAGGUUCAGAUUCAAGUUCAACAAUUUCAUCAACAAGUCCUUCAACAACGCCAAACACUAGUUCCAGUAAUACAUCAUCGAGUUCAAGUACCGCACCUUCAUCACCUACAUCUCCCCCUCCUAGAUCUACCACAACCACUUCAACAACACCAAGUGUUCAAUCUCCACCUUCAUCGGCCCGACCAACCCAAUCACAUCGUGAAAAACGUCAUAGUUUUAGUGCCAUAAAUUCUGGUUCACAUCAUCACUCAAAUCAUCGACAUUCUGCGGAAAUUCUUAGUACAGAUCAUUCAGAAUCGACUGAAGAUGGCAUCGUUACUACACAACAGAAUGGAAUGACACCACCUUCAACGAAUUUACUCCCAGCUGCAUAUAUUGCUCUGUAUUCGUAUACACCACAAAAACCAGAUGAAUUGGAACUUCGAAAAGGUGGGAUUUAUAUGGUGACCGAACGGUGUCAGGAUGGUUGGUUUAAAGGUACAUCAAAUCGUACCCAGAAGUGUGGCGUAUUUCCUGGGAAUUAUGUUGCACCUGCUCGUGGUAUACCUGCAAGAGUAACAACUUCAGCGUCUGCAGUGCGAGGUGGUGGAACAGUUCCACCUCCUUUAGAACCUCGAGUGACUGCAGCAUCUUCUAUAUCUUAUACACGGAAUAAAUCGAUAAAUAAUUCGUUAGCGAUACGUUCAAGUCCGUCUACUCCAAAUAAUCGACCUCCUGAGCUCCCACCACGUUCAGUUAGUCCUGCAACAGCACCAACUUCAACGGUAUCGUGUUCAUGGCAUCAUAGUGUAUCUGCAGAUAAUAGUUCAAUGAAUUCACCACUUGGACGUAGCCAAAGUGCGGUUAUGAGCUCGCCAAACACUACUACUAGUUGUAGUCCAUCUCCAAAAUCCAUAGAAAAAUCAAAAGAACGUAAAGAAAAGGGAACAGUGAGUUUAAUGCGUCGUUUAACAAGUAUGAAACGUUCAAAAUCACCACCUCCAACUACUUACAGUAUGGAUAACCCGGUAUUCGAGGAUAGUCAAAACCCAUCGAUAUUGGUACAUAGUCAAAUUACAAGUCAAACAUCUAGUACUGCACAUCCAGUCCAUGUUCGGUCUGGAUCAUGUCCAAGUCAAUUACUACAAGCAUUACCUCCAUCAUCCACUGGAGGUGCUACAGCAUCAUCAUCUUCAUCUGAAAUGAAUUCAACAAAUGUUUCAACGAGUGUACAACAAUCGAAUCACAGUGGGCAUCAUCGUUUUUUAAUUACAGGUGGCACCACUGGUGGCUCACAACGUAUCAAACAUAAAGAUCGUGGUCAUAUUAUUAUUAAUCAACAGCAGCAAUUAAUAUCAUCAUCGUCUUCCACCAGACAUGGAGGUGAUAGUCUUAUAAUGUCAACAUCCACAUCAAAUCAUCAAAACCAUCAUCAUCGUAAAUCAAAUUCUUUAGAUGCUGGCUCAAAGUCAACAUCAUCUCCAGGCGGUCCAGGUAAUGGAGGCUCAACAAAAUUAUCGACGUCAUCUUCUACACAACAGAUACGUGAACGUUUUCGAUGUAUUGUCCCAUAUCCACCAAACAGUGAAUACGAAUUAGAAUUACGUUUAAACGAUAUCAUUUAUGUACAUAAAAAACGUGACGAUGGCUGGUAUAAAGGUACACAACAGCGUACAGGACGUACAGGAUUAUUUCCGGCGAGUUUUGUUGAAAGUUUUUGACUUUGUUGCUUUUGUGUUCAUGCUUUUUUUUUUCUUUGAAAGUUGAUUUAGUUCAAAUGUGCAAUUUUUCUUUAUCGUUAUUAUUAUUUAUCAGUCAAUCUUUUGACUAAAUUUAGAAAUAAAUUGUUCAUACAGGAUGUUCCACGCUUUGUAUACAAAGUGUUUCAUAAUUGAUUGAGUUAGA
This is a messenger RNA of Chrysoperla carnea, 3025 nucleotides long. RefSeq names its product E3 ubiquitin-protein ligase SH3RF1 (gene POSH). The transcript has 6 exons. Lineage: Eukaryota; Metazoa; Arthropoda; Insecta; Neuroptera; Chrysopidae. Gene Ontology annotation, molecular function: ubiquitin protein ligase activity; metal ion binding; protein binding. Gene Ontology annotation, biological process: protein ubiquitination; positive regulation of proteasomal ubiquitin-dependent protein catabolic process; positive regulation of JNK cascade. The coding region runs from base 172 to 2841 and encodes 889 amino acids. The record is from RefSeq and is a predicted model, not a curated record.